Molecule: messenger RNA, 9303 nt
Organism: Daphnia carinata
Lineage: Eukaryota; Metazoa; Arthropoda; Branchiopoda; Diplostraca; Daphniidae
Exons: 31
Coding region: 398-8434 (2678 amino acids)
Biological process (GO): protein localization to synapse; presynaptic active zone assembly
Cellular component (GO): cytoskeleton of presynaptic active zone; glutamatergic synapse; axon
Molecular function (GO): protein binding; structural constituent of presynaptic active zone
Source: RefSeq, a predicted model, not a curated record
ACGCAAUCCUGCAGAGAACAGCUGAAAGAAGCCGGAAGCUCCGUGCAAGGGUGUUGGACCUUGAAUCGUACGCUGCCCUCGGAUAUCAUUGGGGCUGGAAAUAAAAAAGAGGAAACUGUUGCAAAAAGAAAAAUGAAGGAAUAGUGACCGGAACAUGUCGCUGGUAAUCACCAUGGCAACGACGCCUUCAACACAAAAUGAAACUGUUUCUGCAGCCAGAUAAUUGGCUCAAGUGCCGCUACCGGCGCAGUUGUAGCGAACUCGAAAAACUGCAAUCUCCUUCUCUCUUUGUGUUGUGUGUCUGUGGUGGUGGUGGUGGUUUCAUCCGCUGGAUCACGUUCGCGGUCUUAAUGUGCGUGAUCCAUCACUAGGACAAGAAAAGAAAAGCAGCCUCGCCAUGCUGAACUUUGCCAGUAAAAUGAUCAACACCCUCAUCGGGGCGCCGGGCGAGGAUGGCCAGCCCGGAAGUAACCCGCAACAGCAAUCGCAGCAGUCGAUGGGCAUGAGAAAUCCGCAAAUGGGCGGACCACAACGACCCAUGUUUCAGGGUCCUGGACCGCAAGGUCAGCGGCCAGGAUUCCCUGGACAACAGAGACCACCAGGACCGCACCCCGGCGGAGUAGGACCAGGCUUCGCGGGUCCACGACCUCCCGGACCUGGAGGUCGUCCGCCUGGACCUGGAAUGGGACCUGGAGGCCCCGGUGGUCCUGGAAUGGGCCCCGGUGGACCUGGAAUGGGUCCUGGAGGCCCCGGUGGACCUGGAAUGGGUCCUGGAGGUCCCGGUGGACCUGGAAUGGGACCCCAGCGUUUCGGUGGACCUGGGCCACGAGGAAAUGGACCACGAGGUCCACCAGGCAGCGGCCCUAGAAUGAUGAUGCAAGGACCAGGUGGUCCCCAACAACCGCGAGGACCUCCAGGAAUGGGAGGCCCACGAAGUGGUGGUCCUAUGGGUCCCGGCGGUAAUGGCCCAGGCAGAUUCUACCCGCCCAAUCGACCCCCCGGCCAAGGACCGCCUGGACCUCAGGGCCCACUACGGGGCCCCUACCCCGGCAGCAGUCCGCCCGGCCAGCAGAUGAGGGGUCCCAUGAUGGCCAACAAUGCCGCCGGUCAGCAAGCGAGACCGCCUUAUUUUGGCGGGCCGGCUCCUAACCAAGGACCUGGCAUACGUGGUCCAGCAGGCACGACAACACGUCCAGGGUUAUUUCAACAAGGGCAGCAACAGCAUCAAAUGAUGCCGGGCCAACAGUCGAUGGCUGGUGGAUCAUCGAUGCAGCAGGCCUCGGUCAAUAACACUGGCGUCCCGGGAGGAGUCCUUCCCGACGUGGACAUGAGCCAUUUGAGCGAAGAGGAGCGUCUGCUCAUCGAAAGUGUCAUGGCCAAAGCCCAGAUGGAAGAGCUGGAACAGCAGAGCGUCGUCAAACCUCCAACCAAUUCAAGGAUGAUGAAAGGACAACUAGCCCGUCAAAUAUCUCAGCCGGAUCCCUUGGAACGAGAGAACGAGCUACGCUAUUCGAUCGAUCCAUCGAGUAACAAUAGCACAAGCAACGGCAUCAACCGGCGGACGUCCAUGUCCGUCACGGACAUGUCCAACUUGGCCUCCAUCUCCAGCCAGCAACAGAGGCUUUGUAGCGUCUGUUGUCGUCGAGACAUUAGCGGACGAGACGGGCCGCCCGGCCAGGCUUGUGCAGAGUGCCGUACCGUCGUGUGUACGACUUGCGGUGGAUACGCCGCUUCCACUUACGACAACAAAAACACUGUGUGGUUGUGCCGGACAUGUCUGGAUCGACGCCAAAACCUCAACUGGUCCCAACAACCUGGCACGAUCAAUCAACAACCAACCACGAUGAAAUCUUCGAUGAUGAACGACGCCAGUGGUCAACUGAUGGGCUCUGCGGGACGCCAACAGCAGCAACAACAACAACAGCAGACGAUGCGUGAGUAUAAUCUAACGUCGCCGUCUGAUACGGCCGACGUUGCCACACGUCCCACCUCAUCCUUCAUUACCCCGGCCGUUACCACUUCCUCGCCCGUUACCUACCACCCGACCGCACCCACUUCGGCUAAUUCACCCCUGUCGUUCGCAUCGAACCACCACCGGCCGUCAUCGCCGACGGCCAUCACCCAAUCGGCCGGCUCUCCCAAACCCGUGCCGGAUGAUCAAUCGCACGCGUGGUUUCAAUCCGUCUAUCGGCGGGAAGACGAAGAGGACGAGGACGAGGAGGAAGAAGAAAACGUGAAAAGGACAAAUGUACUGGCAACGUCGCCAGGUGGCGACGCGGCCAAUCGUUUGGUUAGCCCGGUGUCUUACACCAGUCACCGGCCGUUCGUCGACGAUAGUCAUAGGUUGCGCUACCAAGAUAUCGAGGACGAAACGCACAGUAACGAGAGCGAGGAGAACAAUCAUCAAGGGAAAGAUGCGGACGACAGCGACGACUCGCUGAUGGAAGAAUUGGCAACCGUGGCCGUCAAGGAAGGUUCCGAUAGCGAUGAGAACCUGAGCGACGUGGAAGAAUUGAAUCACUGUAAAGACGAUGCGGCUGGCAUGAUGGCUGGCGGCCGUGACGGUGCGGCCGAUGCGGAAGAGGCCGACUCGUCUUGCGCUUCUUCCCCUCGCUCUGCCACCACCUCGCCCUCGCCCGGCUCGCCGCCCACCGCCAGCAUGACGGCCGCGCUGCAACACGUCUACGAGCACAAUCCGGGCGAGGUGUACCCGAUCGCCGAGGAAGAAGAGGAGGCCGCCUCGCCCACCGCUUCCGACGGAGUCACCAGCCUCAGACGCAGAGCCCGUUUGAAUUCAGGAUCGGGAAUCGAAGGAUCGGCCAUGGGCAUGUUCAACGAUCAAAUGACGACAGCCAACGCGCAGAUGAGGAUCGGCUCGCCGACCAAUGCACUCUACCAUCGAUCUAGCGCCGCAUCGUCGGUGGCUGCUAAUCAAACGAUUACGUCGAUGGCUGGCGGUGUGCGCCACGGCGUCGAUCCUUCACCAUCGUCGUCUUCAUUACCUCCGUCCAAUUCGGCAUCGAAUUUGAUGAGCCAUUUCGGAUCGUCGGCCAUCCGAUUCCGAUCGGCCAACCAGCCGUGCGACGUUGCCACGACAUCGACCAACAGUUUUAAAGACGAGAGGAUGCCCACAUCGCCUCCGGCUACCGGCAUGAUGGCCCCAACAGCCAGUGGCAACCACCUCGUGCAGCAGCAGUACAACAACGAAAUGCCGCACGACAACAACACGUUGAUCCAUCAGCAGCAACAACAGCAGCAACAACAACAAACGGGUGGUAAACCGGCCGGGACCAUAACGGGCAUGUUGGCCGAUUUCAGCCGGGCUCUAGGUUUGGGCAGCAAUGCGACCAGAUCAUCUGACCAGACGUUCGGCCAGUUGAACGAUCAGCAAUUGCAGCAGCAGAACGCGGCCAAGAUGAACGCGACGCAAAGCCAACAAUUGCAGAUGCAACAGCAACAACAACAGCAGCAGCAGUUGCAACAACAGCAAAUGCUUCAAUCGGCAAUGAAUCCGCUACAACAACAGCAACAAGGGCAAAACGUGUACUUCUCGGCAGAUGGGUCUGGCAAUGUUGUGGUCAAUCAAAGCGUCAAUCCGUUCACGGGCCAGCAGCAGCAGCAAAGCGGCCUGGCUGGCCAGCAAUUGCAGACGAGCAGCUACAAUGCGGUGUUCGCCACCAACGCCCUAUCGCAAAUGGACCCGCAACAACAACAAAUGGCUCUACAACAGCAGCAACAACAACUUCAAUUGCAACAACAGCUCGGCCAGCAGCGUGUGGGCAAUAAUGCGAUCAUGGUGAAUGAGAACGCAGCCGGCCCGUUAUUCCAGCAGAAUAAACAGCUGACCCAAAUCAAUGCCAUGUCAUCGAAUGCCGUGCAACAACCUUACGCUCUAGUGAACACGGCUGGCCCCAACAAUUACGUCCAGCAAGUGGCCCAGCAAUUUGAACAGAGUGGAGUGGCCGCUGUUAUUGCAUCUCAACAACCCAUCAAUCAGCUGACGGGCAUGGAACAAGCCAAUCUCUUUGUCAGUCAGCCACAAUCGUCUGCCUAUCAAAUGCCUGGGGCCAUUGCGACCGUCGCGAUGGACCAGCAACUUCACAGGCCCUUAGUCCAGACGGCACUCGUUCAACAACAGCAACAACAACAGUUGUUGGCGAACAACCCUCAGAGUCACAUGGUGAUGAACGAGGCGACCAAUCGCAUGGCCAUGUUCAAUCAACAAACGCAGCAACUUCAAUCGACGACAGCGGCCGCUGCUCUGGCAGCCGGACAAGCGCAGCAGCAGCAGCAGCAGCAACAACAACAUUCGAUCCAGCAGCAGCAAAUGAUGCAGCAAGCUGCAGUGCAGCUCCAGCAGCAGCAAUCCAUCAUCCAGCAGCAACAGCAACAACUUUUAAUGAUGAACAACACGACCAAUCAGGACUUUAUGCAAAUGCAGCAUCAAGCCCAGCAUUCGAAGAAAAUGCGCAAGAUGGGCACGGCCCAGAACGCCGCACUGGAACUCCAACAACAGCAACAAUUUAUGGCUGCCAACAAGAUGACUCCGCAAACCAUCCGGAAGAACAUGCUGACUCAACAACAGCAGCAACAACAACAAGCUCCGUCGGCGGCGUUACUCCACCAAUCUUCCAUAGUUCCGGAUCCCAAUAAAAUGAGCCACGGGAUGGGAGACCUUUACGGAAGUAGUUCCACACUCAGAUCCGCCGAUUUACUGCACAAGAGCAGAAUCCGGUUGAUCGAUGGGCGGCCGUACAGUCCAAGCGGAUCGCCAGAAAUCGAUAUGUUGGGAAUGCGGCCGGGCCCGGCUGCUCAUUCGUUCAUGAUCGGCAGUGGCGGAACGCCGAUUACAACGCCUAUGGGCACACCGGCUGGAACACCUCGAGGAGGAGCCCACAGCCGAGACAGUCGCGAUCUGCUGGCUUGCGACUCGCCAGACACGCUCAGCGAGACGGAUUCGCAGGCAUCGCUCCGUCUGCGUCGGAAGUUGCCUCUACUUCCGCCCGACCAAGAGGCCGCCCUCCUUCCGUCUGUCCAGAAGAAGAAACUCGAGUUGGCUAAAACCCAACAGCAACAACAGCAGCAGCUAGUCAGCGUCCAGGAGCGGAUCAAGGCCUACAGCAAUUUGCGCCAGGGAUCGCUGACGGAGGCCCUGAACGCGUCCAGCGCGGCCGAUCGGGGCUACGCCACGUCGGCCGCUUCGUUCGGCGGACUGACGCGUCCCACGUCCGAGACCAACUUGCGCCAAUUGGCCUACGGUGAAUCGAUGGCGUCCUCAUUGGCCGCACGGCCCGGCUCCGCUCUGGGUCUUUUACAAGGGUCCAGCAUCGUCAACGCCAACGGACUCCGAUCGACGUUGAACAGCAAUUUGACGCAGGCCAAUCUGGGCGCCGUUGCGCGAUCCAAUCCGUCCAUCAGCGUCAAGUCGGAGGACCAGACGUUACGUGAAAGCUUGGCCGCCAUCCUUCCGCCGGACUUGAGGCACUUGGUCGGAGCGCCCAGCACGAGCCUUGUGACGACAUCGACAACGAACGACUCGACGGCCAUCCUCAGCGUUGGUGGAUAUCGCACGGCCGCGCUAGAAGACUUGCGCGGGUCACCGCUGACUCGGAGACGAGCUCUGGAGGAGGAGCUGCACAGGCUGACUGAAGAUCGGGCCCGUCUCAGAAGCCAAACGGACAAGGACCGCGAACGUGAGGUCCGAAUCCGGCGCGAAUUGGACAAAUUUGCCGCCCUCAGAGACCCAAUGAAAAGAUUCGAUACCCAGAGAAGGCCGGGCAGCGCGGCGGCCGGUUUAAUAGGAGCCCAAUCAUCUGGAUCGAGUGUGUCGUCACGACUGCGCAAGAGCCGAGGACAUCGGCGACAGUUAUCCGAUCCUAGAGUGUCUUCGCUCAUGAGAGAACGAGAAGAAUCAUCUGAUAGAUACUCUACGGGCCGAUCUCAAUCGAUGAGCCGGGCGAAAGCUUACGAAUACGAGUCGCUGGAAGAGCUGAAUAGCAGCAUGGCCGGUGUUGGCAUGAGCAAUAAAUCCGACUGGGAUCGCCACCGAUCGAUCCCCACUUCAUAUUCCGGCAGUGCCCUCAACCGUCUGCUCACCGAAGAUGACGACUUCCUCUCACGCAAAUACUCGGCUUCAAACAGCCGCAGGAGCCAUGUCAGGAGAUCCAGCGAUGGUGGGAUGACUAUGACCGAUUAUCUGAUGGAUCCUUCGUUGAUCGGAUUGGGUGGACAUCAUCAGGGCCAGUCGAGGUCGCGUUACGGCAACGAUGCGCGCGUGUUGAGUCGCGGGCUCAGCUACGACGUGGCCGAUCGGAGCGGCGUGAUGCUCGGCGGCGGAGGCGGCCAUCACGGCAAUGCCUCGCAUUCCAAAUCGAUCCUCUUGUCGCGCAAACCGCGCUCUUGGCACCCGUCGCCUUACGGCAGCGACGAAGAGUUCCUGGAUGCCGAGGACGAUAUCCUGACCCGAGAGGCUAAAAAGCAGCGGAUCAAGGCGGAAAUCGCCCGUCGGAGGCAGCAGAUCGAGCAGAACUCGCGGCUGCACGACGAGCUCCUUCGCCUCUCUCGUUUGCGCGAAUGCGGCGAUGUGAGCGGUUAUCAGACAAAUCACGGCCUGUCCGGCGGGAAUGGUUCGGGAGGACCGUACGGCGGUGGCAGCAGCAGUAGCGGCAACGCUGCCCGACUAGCGGCGGCGGCUAGCAAUUCUUCCGUCUUGAGGUCCAUCAACGACAUCUUGCGAGAAGAUCGGGAAUUUAUUCAUCGAUCGCGCAGCAGCUCGAGCGGCGGUCACUUGUACCAGCCGGACUACGUGAGUCACCACCAUCACGUGUCUCCUACGCGACGGCCGUACCACAUGUCGUCGGUCCAGCAUCAGUAUGGCUCUCAUUCGAGAGGGGCCAGCCCGGCCCGUGGCGCUGUUAAUUAUUCGGGCGUGCCGACGGAGGAGGAGCGGAGCAUGGAACGACUGGCCUCCACCUUCCGCACCGAGGACUACACGAGCAGUUUGUACGAGCGACUGCACGACUUCUCUCCGCUGGCCAGCGAUCCCGAACUUGGCGGAGGUGUAGGCGACAUGAUGAUGUACAACAGCGGCUCUGGCCCGACAGCCAUGCCCUUAUUGCCGGACAUGCCCAGCCGUUCGCGCAAGUUGCUGGAGGAUUUGGCCGCCAGCGCCAACGAUGCGCCCACCAUGCACAUUCAGUCACGAGAGUGUGAUGGUGGUGAUCCUUGCUACUCGGAUCCGGAGGAAAGCAACCGGAAUCGAGGCCGUCGUUCGUCUUAUUAUUCAUCUGAGCACAAAGGGCCGGGUAAAAGACGUUAUCCAUUUCCCACCAAAAGGAUCUUAUUGACGUGCGACGCGAAAUCCACCGCCACUACAGACAAUGGAUUGGGGAUGCGAGUGGUCGGUGGACUGGAGAUCCCCGGAAGACAGGGCGAGAUCGGAGCUUUCGUCACAGAGAUCUCACCUGGUGGUGUAGUAGACACGCACGGGCAAGUCCAAGAAGGCGAUCAAGUUUUGGAGUGGAACGGGAUUCAAUUGAACGGCAAAUCAUUCGAAGAAGUUCAGAGCAUCAUUUCUUCCACCAGAGGCGAAGUCGAGAUCGUCAUCUGCGGGGAAAAAGCCAGCGCACAAUACGAUGGAGCACAGUCUACUAGGACGAUGAACGUGAGCGGAAGAGAAGAGGUGGACAUGAACGGCAACAGCAGUCGCCAUCACAUGUCAGGUGAACUCAGCACGGCUUCGCCAACUGAGGCCAUUCCACCUCAGAGACGUGGACCUCAACAGCCGGUUGUCAAAGGAAUCAUUCGCAAUAAAGUGCCGAAAGCGGAAGAAUGCUUGGAGGACCCCGAAGUGCGCAAGCGCAAAUGGACAUUGCCUUUGGGACAAGUUCAGGUCCUGUCUUGCUACGACAGUCGAGCUCACAUUCUUUACGUGACAAUCAUCCGGGCUCGCAAAUUGCAAACGCGACGUCCCAAUGGCGAUGCUCGACCCGACCCACUCGUUCGCUGCGUACUCCUGCCCGGCCGCAAAGUGGAAAACGAACGACGGACCCGCUAUUUGAGUCUUACUAGCGAUCCAGAGUGGCAUCAAACUAUGGUUUAUCCGGCUGUUCCGCCUGCUGAUUUGCCUAAACGUCAGUUGGAAGUGACAGUUUGGCAUCAUCAAUGCGAUGGCCGUCUCGAAUUCCUCGGUGAAUUCCUUCUCGAUCUUGCAAAUCCUGGAACGAUUGACGAACAGCCGCACUGGUACCCCCUGCAGGAUAAUUCAGGUGGAUUGGCCAGUCUUCCAAUGGCUCCAGAUCACGGAAAUGAUUACAGCAAUGGCAAACCUGCAGGAUCGCAGCAAAGGAGUAGUAUGGCGAGAGCAAGCAUGUCUUCCGCUCUAAUGGAUUCAUCGUCUUCCGGAUGUCAUGGAGCGGCCUGCACCGUCCUUUAGAAAUACUUGAAACACGAUCAUCAUCGAGAUCUUUCCACGUUUUUCUUGCUGUUAUCUUUGUAUGUUGGAGACUUUAUCAUUGUCUUGUCGUUAAGUGUCUGAUGUACACCCACGAUGUAUCAUAUCAUUUCAGUCAACGAAGCAUAUCCGUUUGGCGACAGCAUCAAUUCUCAACACAUACAAUCACUUCGUCAAUCCCUAUAUAUAUUUAUAUGCUCAAUAUCUUUACUGCUAUUAUUGCUGUAUUGCGUUUCAUUCUUCUUCUACGUGUCUUCGUGGAUGGAUUAUUCUGUCUGUGAUGUUCUGUGUUCUCCCCCAUUUCACCGAUUCAUUCAAAUGCGCACACUAUUGAAUUAAUGUACAUACAAAACGAGCGGCCUCUUUAGUUGUUGGUAGCGCCAUCUUUGUUCUUCUUUCAAAUGUUUCCUUUUUUUAUAUAUAUUGUUCGGUUCCCCGUAUGUGGAAAGCAGCAGUGGUAAUACACUUGCUGAAGCUGUUCAAUUUAUUCUUAAGCCCACCUUUAAAACUCAAUUGUAAACCUAAUAGAUUGUUUCAUUUUACUCUUUUAAUAGAUCGCCGGCUACCUACUGUUGUUAGAUACAGUAAGGAAACAAAAACUUCUGGGUAUCGAAGAGACAAAAACUUACGGGUAGCGAAUUGGGUCACAUAUCCCGAUGAUUAGCUGCCUGCAUCCAUGAACCGUCUUUCAGGCCAUGGGGAGACUUAUCAACAACCUACGUUCUAUGAUUACCUCUUCUCUACCCUUCAGUUUGUGGGUCGAUCUUUAACAUGUAGUGAACGGUACUACAGAUCGUUUUUUUUUGUGUGUGCCAUUUUUAGCCCCUUUAUAGUAGGCAUGGCUCUUCUUU